This is a messenger RNA of Mus pahari (shrew mouse), 3965 nucleotides long. RefSeq names its product SEC31 homolog B, COPII coat complex component (gene Sec31b). Gene Ontology annotation, cellular component: COPII vesicle coat; endoplasmic reticulum exit site. Lineage: Eukaryota; Metazoa; Chordata; Mammalia; Rodentia; Muridae. The record is from RefSeq and is a predicted model, not a curated record. Gene Ontology annotation, molecular function: structural molecule activity; protein binding. Gene Ontology annotation, biological process: endoplasmic reticulum organization; intracellular protein transport; endoplasmic reticulum to Golgi vesicle-mediated transport.
CGCAGCGCGGUGCGCCCUUGGUUGGAACAGGACUGGCUCAGGCGGUCGCCUGUGACCCCUGACCCGGGCGCUCAGAACAGUGGCCAAAGGUCAUACAUGUUUUCCGAACCCAUGAAGUUGAAAGAACUUGAGAAGCCAGCUGUCCAAGCGUGGAGCCCGGCCAGGCAGUACCCUGUGUAUCUGGCCACAGGAACAUCUGCUCAGCAACUAGAUGCCUCCUUUAGCACAAAUGCCACCCUGGAAAUAUUUGAGGUUGAUUUCAGGGACCCUUCUCUGGACUUGAAACACAAAGGAAUUCUUUCUGUCUCCAGCAGGUUUCACAAGCUAAUCUGGGGAAGCGCUGGCAGUGGGCUUCUGGAAAACUCCGGGGUUAUUGCUGGUGGAGGAGACAAUGGCAUGCUGACUCUAUACAAUGUGACCCACAUCCUUUCUUCAGGGAAGGAGCCCGUGAUUGCCCAGAAACAGAAACACACUGGAGCUGUCAGAGCCUUGGACUUUAAUCCUUUCCAGGGCAAUCUUCUGGCCUCAGGAGCCAGUGAUUCUGAGAUCUUCAUUUGGGAUUUGAACCACCUGACUGUCCCAAUGACACCUGGAUCCAAGUCACAGAACCCCCCAGAAGACAUUAAAGCAUUGUCUUGGAACCGCCAAGUCCAGCACAUUCUGUCUUCUGCUCACCCCAGCGGCAAGGCGGUUGUGUGGGAUCUCAGGAAGAAUGAGCCCAUCAUCAAAGUCAGCGACCACAGCAGCAGGAUGAACUGCUCAGGCCUGGCCUGGAACCCAGACAUAGCCACUCAGCUAGUGCUGUGCUCAGAAGAUGACCGUCUCCCAGUCAUUCAGCUGUGGGACCUGCGCUUUGCUUCGUCACCCCUGAAGGUGCUGGAGAGCCACAGCAGGGGCAUCUUGUCGAUGUCCUGGAGCCAGGCUGAUGCUGAACUGCUGCUUAGCACUGCCAAAGACAGCCAGAUUUUUUGCUGGAACCUGUCAAGCAGUGAGGUGGUCUACAAGCUGCCCACACAGAGCCGCUGGUGCUUUGACGUUCAGUGGUGCCCUCAGAGCCCUCCCGUGUUCUCUGCUGUCUCCUUCGAUGGCUGGAUCAGUUUGUACUCUGAUGGUAGGAGCUGGGAAGCCCAGCACAUGAGGCAGGCUGACGAGAUUUCCUCUUCCUUUAGCAAAGGUGAACCUCUCCCCCUGCAGGUGCCUGAGCAGGUGGCCCAAGCAUCACUCAUCCCUCCCUUGAAGAAGCCUCCCAAGUGGAUGAGAAGGCCAGCAGGCGUUUCAUUUGCUUUUGGGGGAAAGCUGGUUACUUUUGGCCUUCCCAGCAGCCCUGUCCAGCAGGUGACACAGCCUUGCCCCCACCCUGUCUUCAUCAGUCAAGUCAUCACAGAGUCAGAAGUCCUAACUCGGUCAGCUGUGCUGCAGGAGGCCUUGGGAUCCGGAAAUCUCCUUAAUUAUUGUCAGAGCAAGAUUCAGCAAAUGUCAUUGCCUUGCGAGAAGAUGCUCUGGCAGUUUCUGAAGGUGACCUUAGAGCACGAUUCCAGGCUCAAGUUCCUCGGGCUGUUAGGUUACAGCAGAGAUGAGCUUCAGAAGAAGGUGGACACUUGCCUGAAGAGCGACUCGAAAUCACAGGAAAGCCCUCAGCUUGAGGCGGUUGACCUCAAAAGCACCAGAGCACACAGCCCUUGCGCCCAGGUCUCCAAACACACUGCCAAGGAAGCCUCUGCACCCUCAGCCUUCUUUGAUGAGCUGAUCCCUCAGAACAUGACUCCCUGGGAGAUCCCCACCACAGAAGACACUGAUGGACUCCUGAGCCAGGCCCUGCUGCUCGGAGAACUGCGUUCUGCUGUGGAGCUGUGUUUGAGGGAGGAACGCUUUGCUGAUGCCAUCAUCCUGGCUCAGGCUGGGGAUGCAGAGCUGCUCAAGUGGACACAAGAACGCUACCUAGCCAAGAGGAGAACCAAAACCUCCUCGCUUCUAGCCUGUGUUGUAAAGAAGAACUGGAAGGACCUAGUAUGUGCCUGUAGCCUGAAGAACUGGAGAGAAGCGCUGGCCUUGCUACUGACAUAUUCAGGGCCAGAGAAGUUCCCUGAGCUUUGUGACAUGCUGGGAAUUCGCAUGGAGCAGGAAGAAGGCAGGGCACUCACCUCUGAAGCCAGACUCUGCUAUGUGUGCUCAGGGAGUGUGGAGCGGCUGGUAGAGAGCUGGGCAAAAGUCCAGCAAGCCUCGAGCCCCAUGGCUCUGCAGGAGCUAAUGGAGCAGGUGACAGUCCUCCGCAGGAGCCUGGAGCUCCUUCAGGGCUCUAAUAAGAUGAGCCCAGGUCCUGCCACAACACACAGGCUCACCCAGUAUGCCAGUCUCCUAGCAGCCCAGGGCAGCUUAGCCACUGCCAUGAGCUUCCUACCCAGCGACUGUACCCAGCCAGCAGUUCAGCAGCUGAGAGAUCGGCUUUUCCAUGCCCAAGGUUCUGCUGUCUUAGGCCAACAGGCUCCUGCUUUCCCUUUCCCCCGAGUUGCUGUAGGAGCUGCCCUCCACUCAAAAGAGACAUCAUCAAACAGAAUGGGGCUCCAGCCUCCUCGCCAGGUCCCAGCUCCAUCAGUGAGGCCAAGGACCACAGCUCAGCCAUCAUUAGUGAUGCCCUUCAGCCCCUCCCAGCCCAGCCCUUCUCUGGGCUCAAGUGACCACAGGUUCCCUGGGCCCCAGGCAACUCUGCCUGGGCAUUUUGUCCCUGGACUAAGGCCUGCUUUAUCUCAGCCACAGCUGUCCGGAGGACAAAGUGUUCCAGCUGUAAACCCAGCUGGAUUCUGUGGAGCAUGGCCUCUUCCUGGCCCCACUCCGGUCUUGGUGUCCCCAGACAUCAUGCAGCCUGGCUCUACCCACCUGCCGGAAACUCCUCGACUCCUCCCUCUGCCUCCUGCGGGACCACCAGGUCCCUACCCUCUGAGCUCCCAGAUCCCAGCCUCUUCUGUCACUUUCUCUGUGGCUCCCCCUCCUGGAGGUCCAGGAGCACCGUGUUCUAGUGCCCUCCCGAGCUCUGGCGUCUUGGCCACUUGUCCAGGACCCCAAGACGCCUGGAAAGUUGCUCCAGCCUCCCAGGGAAACCUCCAAAGGAAAAAGUUACCUGAGACAUUCAUGCCUCCAGCACCAAUUACAGCUCCGCUUAGGAGCCUUGGCCCUGAGCCACAACAGGCCCUGCUACCUCAGCCCCUAGUCUCCAGUGCGACCCUGCCUCCUCCAGGAGCCCCAAGAGAAUGCAGCCUACAGCAACUCCAGCCACUGCCUCCUAAGAAGGUGGAGAAGGAGCUGCCCCCAGAGCAUCGGUGUAUGAAGGACAGCUUUGAGGCACUCCUUCAGCGCUGUUCCCUGACCGCCACUGACCUUAAAACAAAAAGGAAGCUGGAGGAGGCAGCCCGCCGCCUGGAAUGUCUAUACGAGAAGCUUUUGGCAGGGACACUCUCGCCCCACGUCCUGGCUGGGCUCCAUGAAGUUGCCCGAUGUGUGGAUGCAGGAAACUUUGAGCAGGGCCUUGCGGUGCAUGCGCAGGUUGCGGGCUGCAGCAGCUUCAGUGAGGUAUCCAGCUUCAUGCCUAUCCUGAAGGCUGUCCUCACCAUCGCACACCAGCUGCAGAGCUAAGUCAGGACUCUCUUCUACCAGAAGGCUGCCUCCGCUGUUACUUAAGGUGUGGCAGAAAGGGGGACGUUUUUUUCAACAGAGUGUGUAUUUACCCCAGUCUUCUCCUUUGCUGCCAGGUGUGUGGUGCUGGGGGCUUGGCCCCACCCCAGCUGAGUGUCCUCUUCUCAUCCCUUUAUGCCUGGCCACCUGGGACUUACCCUGGGUGUUUCCACCUGAGAGGUGAUGCUCAGAGUUGAACCUUGCUCUCUCUAAUGUGACAGUCCAGCAGGGUCUGUGCCAGAGUGUCUUACAUGGGGCGUUCUGUUCAGAAGGCUUCCGCGAGUAAACAGUGUUAGUCA